CGUCAUUCCGCUUCCGGCGUCUCGCGCAGUUCCGCCAUGGCCUCCAAGGAAGGGAGUCGUACCCCUCCGAGGUCUCGGCGGGAGCCGGGUGGGCGCGCCCCGCGACAGGACAAGUAUUCGGUGCUUUUGCCCACCUACAACGAGCGCGAGAACCUACCGCUCAUCGUGUGGCUGUUGGUGAAAAGCUUCUCCGAGAGUGGAAUCAACUAUGAAAUUAUAAUCAUAGAUGAUGGAAGCCCAGAUGGAACAAGGGAUGUUGCUGAACAGUUGGAGAAGAUCUAUGGGUCAGACAAAAUUCUUCUAAGACCACGGGAGAAAAAGCUAGGACUAGGAACUGCAUAUAUUCAUGGAAUGAAACAUGCCACAGGAAACUACAUAAUUAUUAUGGAUGCUGAUCUUUCACACCAUCCAAAAUUUAUUCCUGAAUUCAUUAGGAAGCAGAAGGAGGGUAACUUUGACAUUGUCUCUGGAACUCGCUACAAAGGAAAUGGAGGUGUAUAUGGCUGGGAUUUAAAAAGAAAAUUAAUCAGCCGUGGGGCCAACUUUGUAACUCAGAUUUUGCUGAGACCAGGAGCGUCUGAUUUAACAGGAAGCUUCAGGUUAUACCGAAAAGAAGUUCUACAGAAAUUAAUAGAAAAAUGUGUUUCUAAAGGCUACGUCUUCCAGAUGGAGAUGAUUGUUCGGGCAAGACAGUUGAAUUAUACUAUUGGGGAGGUUCCAAUAUCAUUUGUGGAUCGUGUUUAUGGUGAAUCCAAGUUGGGAGGAAAUGAAAUAGUCUCUUUCCUGAAAGGAUUAUUGACUCUCUUUGCUACUACAUAAAAGAAAGUUAUUCAUUUAUAUUAUGUUCAUUUCAAUUUAAACAUAAAGGAAGCCUGGUUGCUGAUUUUUAUAAUAUGUACUCUUAGAGCAUAAAAUCAUAAGGUAAGGUAAAUUUCACACAAUUCUUUUCUCUGAAGAAACUCCAUUUUAUAUGUCAGAUUAGAAAAAUGAGCAGUGUUCUCAAUUUUCGUUUACAUUUUGCUGUAUUAAAUAAGACCUUUAAAUAAAUAUAUAUGGGGUUUUGCAUAAAACAUUGCUUUUGUAGAGUAUGUGAAUGCAGACUUUAUUACAUGGGGAAGAUUUUGAAAUAUUCUUUAUAAAAACUGGAUUCAUAGCUCUUUGUACCUAAUAGAUGUCAGAAUAGGAAUGCUAAUUCAUGAAAUAUUCUCUGACUUUCUGUAUGAACUGAAAAAGAAAUACACAUUUCUGCCCUUUCUUUAAAAAGGUAUCUCAAAUUUCUUAAAUCAGAUAAAACAGUACAUUUAGAGCAUAAUUUUACAAUUUGGUUCUUUGCAGCUGUUGAAUUGCUGAAGCUAUUCAUCUGUCAAAGCCAAUCUAUUUAGAAUACAUACUGUGAAUUGGAAACAACUUGACAACAGUUGAUAGCAUAGUUGCUUUUUUUUUCUUCUGAGCAAUAACUUCAGUAAGGAAAAAUAUUGAUAUUAAAGCAUAAACUUUAGUGGCAAUAGUAAUUUUUAAACAUCUUACAAACUAAAGAUUUUGUUCUCAAAAUAUUUAUUUUCAUAUUUCAGGACCCUCAACAAAGCAUACAUCUUUACUAAUAGGACAAAAAUUCCUUCUCGAUAGCUCUUCUCUGUUCAGAAGUGUUCUAACAGUUAAAAUGCAGGUUAAGUUGUUCAAUAAACCGAGCGCAAAUAUUCCGUUUACCUUGUCUAAAGUAGGUAUUUCAAAAAAGAUCAGUUUCUAACUAGCAUACCUUUUGAAUCAUGCAGUAUCUUUUAAAUUUUGGGGUAAUACUGUGAGCACAUAAGCUUAAGAUCAAGUUUCCUUUGCAAGUAAAAGGAAGAAGCAUCUCUAAGUUAUUUAAUAAGCAUAUUUAGUGGACAGUAUUCCUAAUUACUAUACUUUCCUGGCUUAAUUCGGCUGCUAAAGUCAAGAAAUUUAAAGUCUGAUUUUUCCAUUUGCAUUUCUAACAGAUCCUACCAGAAAUGAAUAAAGCUUUUGGUGUCAUUUUGAACAUUACCUAUUCCCAUAGUUGAAUCCAUAGGACAUAUUCCAGUAAGAGCCUCUAUCUACUAUUGUAUUUCCUAUUUACACAGAGCUGGGCUAUAGCUCACCAGGUACUCACCUUCCUUGGGGAAGCGAUUUCUCUCAUUGGUAACUAGAGAAUUCUUCAAUGUUUGAUGUAAAAUUAGUUUUAAGUUAACAUAAUAGUAAUAUAAUACUCUUUUUUUUAAAAAAAAUGUUUGGAAUCUCUUUUUCAUCUAAACCUGAAGUUCAGCUUUCAUUGUCAAGUAUGUGUAGCAGAGAUGAAGUAACUACCUCAGAGAACCCAUUUUCUCAGACCUCACUAGAGUAGAUACCUUUUGCCUUUUUAAUCUUUUUGGUUCUUAUUCUCACAACACUACCACUAUUGGAAUUUACAAUAAAGGAAGUAUUUGAGCAUUGAAGACUUCCACCAUUUGGAAGUUAUUUAGAAAAGAAUAUUGAACUAUUUAGAUGCAUUUUUGUAGUAAAUGUGGUGACUUAAACACUGUAAAAUCAUUUACAUGUGAAUUCAGCAUCCCUUUUUACUUUGUAAAUGAGGCCAAGGAUGAAAUCCAGAUGUUCUCUGUUUGUAUUUGUAUUAUCACUGUAUGAAACCUAAGGAAAACUAAAGAUAAAAUUAUUUUGCUUAUUUCA
Hipposideros armiger (great roundleaf bat) is the source of this 2682-nucleotide messenger RNA. RefSeq names its product dolichyl-phosphate mannosyltransferase subunit 1, catalytic (gene DPM1). Gene Ontology annotation, cellular component: endoplasmic reticulum membrane. NCBI's taxonomy places the organism in Eukaryota, Metazoa, Chordata, Mammalia, Chiroptera, Hipposideridae. The transcript has 9 exons. The coding region runs from base 37 to 819 and encodes 260 amino acids. Gene Ontology annotation, biological process: dolichol-linked oligosaccharide biosynthetic process; GPI anchor biosynthetic process; protein O-linked glycosylation via mannose. The record is from RefSeq and is a predicted model, not a curated record. Gene Ontology annotation, molecular function: dolichyl-phosphate beta-D-mannosyltransferase activity.